GUUGCACAUACGUUCUGCUCUGAUUCUGUGUUUGCACCGAAGAGGUGUUUUGCUUCUCUGUGGAAACCGUGACAUGAGAACUUUUACCUCUGUAAAGUCCUGCGGAAACGACCAAGCGUUAAGAAAUGUCGUUUAAGAACUAUCCUGCGCGUGGAGGCACUGUUAGACACCUUUCAAGCUUUCCUCAAUAUCAGAGCCUAGCAGAAACAUACGGCUGCUCUGCGGUGCACAAGUCGUUCCUUUCAGAUCACUUCGCUCGGUGCUCUAGCCUUUAUCACCUUGAUUUACUGGGACAUUAUGGUUGUGUAAAUGCUAUAGAAUUCUCAAAUAAUGGCGGAGAAUUCAUUGUUUCAGGUUUGGAUGUGAUAUUUCUAUUAUUAUGACCUUUUUUGUUCAUUGUGCGUUCCUAUUGGCUGAUGCGAAUCCAUCAUAUAAAUCAUAAACUUAAUUGCACGUUUUAUUCACGUAGGUCGAACUUUGCUGUCGGCGAUACUGCUAGGUACUACCAAAAAAAACAACAACAACAACACCACACUGGAUAUCCAAUCUAACUUUGACUUGAUUGUCAUGUUCUCCUAUGGGAACACCUCUUAGCCCUGUAACCCUUUAUGAGUGAUCAAGACAGAAUUUCUCCUAAAAAUAUCAAUACAACAUCAAGCAGAAAAUUGAUGAGAAUAUAGAAAAAUAACAACUAGGGGAUUAGUAUCUGAUCCAAUACCAAAUUCUCAGAACUAAAAUAGGACAGUAAGGAGAGUUACUGAGAUCUUGGGAAUGAAAGGAUUAAGUGAAACUUUUGCAUUGCAAAACUGCACUUAGAGGGUUUUUAGAGCAGGUCUAGUCAGGUAGAAGUUUAUUUUGUUCAAACCUUUGUUUUAAGGUGGUGAUGAUCGUCGUGUUGUGGUAUGGAACAUUGAAAAGUGCGUCUAUGGAACUCAACCUCCAGUGUCAAUGAAGGGAGAACACAAGUCUAACAUUUUCUGUACUGUUUUUGAUAAUGACAACAGGCAUAUUUUUUCAGCAGGUAGGUUUAUAAUGCUUUAAGGUCAUAGAGGGAUCCAUUUAAAAUUUCUCCUCAUGUUAUUAGUACGUAAACACAACUACAACAGGAAUUUCUAACCAGCAUCCAAACUGGAUGUUACCAAAGUUUUAUUGAACCAAAUUUUGUUUCAGACAUGAAAGUGUGUUGCAGUAACCAUUAUCAUAUCAAAGUAUUUGAUUGUCAAUCUGAGUAGUGCUAGCGUUUUCUAUCAGUACUUUUUCACUUAACAGGCAAUGACAAUCAAGCCCUCAGGCACGAUUUCACAACGUAAGUACAAUAACAUUUUCGAACAAGUGUGCAACUUUCUGUAAUAAUAACAACUUACUCCAAUCAGGCAGAAUUAAAGCAACCAACAUAUCUGUAUGGGUUUUGAGUGCAGCCUGGAUAACAGUACGUCUCUCUACCUUGGAGUGCAAUAGAUAUAUAUUUACAAAUAGUGGGUAAACCAGACAAAAUAAUGAGUUGAUGGACAAUCAUAUGCUCAUGAGUGUAGAGAGGUACUUUGAGUCAGAGUUAAAGGUUUUGUCGAAGAACACAACACAUUAUGACCCUGUUUGGUCUUUCACCCAGACCUCUUGACUUGGACUCCAGAGUACUAACCGUCAGGCCACCACUUUGCUAAUGUACACAGUCUUCUAAAUACCUCUUUCUCUCUGGUUUUUAACAUUUUUUUCUUCCUGAAUUAUAUUAAGUGGUGAGACAGUUGGCAUGUACUACCAUGAUGACCCAGUUUAUGGCCUUAAUAUUCACCCAGAGGAUAACAAUGUAUUCUUAACAGCUUCUGAUGAUGGAAAAGUUAUGCUUUGGGACAUAAGGGCAUCUCCAGUUAGUGGUAUGGAACUUUUUUGCCCCAUUUUCUUCACAAACUGUUGCUUGUAAAGGUUAACAACACACGUUUUUUUGUUGAUCAUAUUGUGUAAUCUUUUGGGUGAGAGAAGCACAGAAAACAAAGGAUGUUAGUGAGUUUAGUUUUUAAUAUGGAAACAGAAGUCUUCCAAGGAGAAGAUCCUGGUCUUGUUGCCCAGUGCUCAGUACGAACUCGUAAAUGUACCAAAAUGUAAAGAGAUAAUCUUGUUCAGACAAUAUCAGCCUUCUUUAGAGGUAAAUAUGUUAAAGGUAAUCUCAUUAAUGUAUUCAUAGGUUCUUCCACAUGUAUUGCUCGUCAUGAAUCAGCUUUCCAUGCUGCUGUUUUCAAUCCAGUGGACCCUAGUUUGAUUGCAACAGCUAACUCCAAGAAAGGUGUCCAGCUUUGGGAUGUCAGGGUUCCAAUCAGGUUUGUUGCAAAUUAUCUGUUACUUUUCCAUACUUUUUCACCCAACAGUUAAAAAAAAGCAUGUUUCCAACCUCCCUGAUUUAAAAAUUAUUUGUUAUAUUAGAAACUGUGUUCACUGUAUAGCUGGUAAAAAUGUCUAUUUCUUGCUAGCUAUUGUGUGGUUGUUUGGUAAUUGUCUCACUCAGUUUUAUGGAAAAUUGUCAAAUUUGAACUUGGAUCAGUGGCAGAAACAGAAACCUUGUGACUGUGUGGAAACUUGAUUAAUGGCAAGGGGGGUGGCCCACCAUGAACUAACAACAUGUCAAGGAGGCGUAGAUGCACUAUCAGUUGCUUCAUGGUUUGGAAAUAACAUAAAGCCCCCUUCCUCCCUCCCCCCCUCUGUUUCUUUAACCUUACAGGUAACAUUUUAAGAAAAACCUUAGAACAUCAUAAUAAAGUAUUUGCUGCGGCUGAAAAAAGCUUAAGCACAGACAUCAAGAGAUGAUCAAUGUUGAUUUACUCUUUAGUUGUUUAAGGCAGUUCAGUUAUGGAGCACCUCAGAUGUGUGCCAUGGGGUUAAAAUGGAACAGGACAGGUGACAUGAUAACUGCCCUUCGUCGCCGCCUUCCUCCAGUUCUUUAUCAUGUUACUCAGUCUUCAGCUGUGGCUGAGUUCCACCACCCGGGCUACAAUAAUGUGUGCACCAUGAAGAGUAAUUGUUUUGCAGGAAGCAAAGAUCAGGUGAUUAUUUUAUCCAGGGCAGUGUCAAAGAAUAGCUGAUUGUGAGCUACAGAACAUGUUUAGCUUCUACAAAUUGAGUGGGGAGGAGGGCACUGUUAGAGAGUACUAUGUAACUUUUCUUAGGGGGUGGGUUGUAGAAAUCAGCAACUUUGUCCUGGCUUAGGUGAUUGUUUUACUGUGUGCUGAGACAAAUGACGGCUGAUCCUGAGCUGCAAAACAUCUUUUCUCUUUAGUUUAUAGCAUCUACAACCUUGCAGGGGUGGGGGGGGCCACUGUUCAAGAGAGGGAAACUUUCUUGAAGGGUUAGGUGGGGGGAGGAGCAUAAAAAUUGGUAACUUUGUUAUGGCAGGUAACUCGCAUUGUUGUCUGUAUCCAUGUUUGUGGAUAUUAUCAAACCAUAUUAGUUGUAAUUAUUCAAAUUGUUUCUUGAUUUAGAAUUCUGGGAGACUCAGUAACAGACUGUAAGAUUGACAGGUGUUGUUAUUUGUGUUAUCUCUAAGUUUGUUGUCUCUGGCUCUGAUGACUUCAAGAUUUACAUCUGGGAAGUGCCAGAUGAUUGGGCAGAUCAUGACAAGGUGCUGACUGUUGGUAGGGCAUUCAUGGUACUUCAUGGUCACCGCUCCAUUGUUAACCAAGUUCGCUUCAACCCCGAGACACAUAUGCUCUUAUCAGCAGGAGUAGAAAAAGUGAUAAAGGUUGGUUACAUUGUCAUAAACUUUGAGAGUAGAAAGGCAAGUAAGAAAUAGUAGGCGACUUGGUUUUUUUGGACAAUGCUGUGUAGUCAGAUUACACACAAGACUGGGAAUCAUAAAAUUUGCACAAACCUUGAAGCAAACUCUGAAAGGGGAAUCAAGUCACCUAUCUAAAGAGGUUACUGGAAUAUUAUGCACUCAUUCUACUCAAAAAUUGGGAAAUGGCUGCUGUGCAAGUUUCUUCAGUGGUAUUACAAUAUUUGUAUGAUUUUUUCCUCACCUUUUAUGGUUAAGUGAGAUGAAAGUAGUCAGCCUAAGAUGGCAGAUCAGCCAUGCAUUUUGGCCAGCUACUGGUCUUGUUGACAGCUCUGAGUAGCACAUGGAGUGUGUAGUGUUCUUUUCUUCUAAUAUGCUUCUCAUACAAUUGUAAUUAUGAUAAAAUACAUAUCUGUAUGAUUUCAUGCAAUAGGCAUUUAGAGAAUGCAGUUUCAAGGCAGUGUAGAAUCAACCUGGAAAUUUUACUUCCUCUAGGUAUGGAGUCCUUUCCCAGUGUCAAGAGGGUGUAGUGAGAUGGACACCAGCCAUAAAAGCUGCCGUGAGCUUUAUUCUCAUAGUGAUUACCUAAGUUUUAUUCAGUUUGGUGGCCUACCUCUUAAUCAUGAUGAAUAUGAAAGCAAGUCAACUGCAGAAGACCCUCGUAUGUUAGCUUUCUUUGACUCUUUAAUACAGCGUGAGAAAGAUAAUCUCCACUCUGACUCAGAGGACAGCUUAUUGGAUGAUUUCCACCUUAGUUUUAUCCUUCAGCCUGAUAGCAGUGAAGAGAGUGAUAGUGAUACAACUGAGACCAGCAUGAGCCACCUGCUCCUGAGAGAACUUCUUCAUCGUCCAAGCUCAGAGACACUAGAGGGACACGCAGCUAUAAACAGUUCAGGACAAGGUGUGCUUAGACGGCUGAGAAAACUCAGGGACACUGUUGUUAUUCGUGAUCUGCUUAAUGCAGGUAGCAGUAGUACAGACAGCGAGGAAGGCAAUCAUGUUAAGGUUGUUGGGCCUGCAUUACCUAGUGAUCUUGAGAGUGGUGAAGGCACUACACAAUCUACAGUUCAGUUUAAAAGACACAAACCUCAUGCAAAAAGACAAUACAGAUCUCGAAACAGAUCAAGAGAUGUAGAUGAUACCUCUUCAUCAGAAAGUGCUGAUGAAAGUGACUUUACUAAGCAGAAAAUACAAAUAAGAGCUGAUAAGGACAAUUCUAUUGAAACCAGUAGCAGCAGCAACAGCAGUAGUAGUGGUAGUAGCAGCCACUCAGAGAGAGACUCCAGGAAGUCAAAGGGAUACAGGGAGAAUACAGAAUCCAGCAGUGAUGAUGCAGAGAUUUGCAAGUUGUCACACAAAAGAAGAAAACUUAACAGGGCAAAUUCAAAGAAUUUAUCUAAUAACCUAAAAACUCAGGGAAAUGUAUGCAGGGCAACUGAGGUCAACAUCAAUGGAACCAUAGAGAAUUAUCAACAGCUGGAUGGCAAUAAUGGUGAAGACAGUCAAAAUGCAAACAACAUUUUACAUGGAGAAGGAAUAAUAAAUAGUGAUAGGUGUGAAGCUUCUCAAACAGAUUGCUCUUCAGAUUUGCAUGUGAGUAACCAAACUGUUACCUCUCAUGAGAGCGUCUGGGCAGAUCAUUCCAGUUACAAGCCAUGUGGAAACAAAAAAAGCUCUCAUGAUCAGGGGGAUGAUCAUGAGGAAUCAAGUAGAUAAUCCUUUUUCAUGUAAACCCUUCAACUCCCAGGAUCUUGGUGAUAUACUUUUUCUUGGUUUUAGAAAAAAAGAAAAAGAAAUUGGGGUUACCAAAGUAACACUCCCUUGUUUGCUGGAUACAUUUUUUAAAUUGCCAGGGGGAGUAACACUAAUGGUUUUGUGAAGUGAAGGAUUAGUGAGAGGCUUGCUGCGUGAUGAACAUCCCAAAGUGUCCAAAUAAGCUUCAGGAAAAUUCAUGAACACAAGCAAAAUGGUCAAGCAUGAAAUAAUAUAUUCAUGAGUGUCCUUAAGAACCUAACAAGUUCUGAACUACUUGUUGAACAAUAAUUGAGUUUCAAAACUUAACUUAGGAGGGUUUAUGAGCUAUGGAUUAUAAGACUAGAUAAACAGUUCCUUCAUUUGAAACCAUUCUCAGGUUUACCCUAAGGUAGUCAGUCCAUCCAAU
Molecule: messenger RNA, 5921 nt
Organism: Pocillopora meandrina
Lineage: Eukaryota; Metazoa; Cnidaria; Anthozoa; Scleractinia; Pocilloporidae
Source: the annotation of a GenBank genome assembly